Durio zibethinus is the source of this 2444-nucleotide messenger RNA. Its product is annotated as polycomb group protein EMBRYONIC FLOWER 2-like. Gene Ontology annotation, molecular function: chromatin DNA binding. The record is from RefSeq and is a predicted model, not a curated record. Lineage: Eukaryota; Viridiplantae; Streptophyta; Magnoliopsida; Malvales; Malvaceae. Gene Ontology annotation, cellular component: nucleus.
AGCCCGUUAUCAGAAACGCACAAAAACUCACUUAUUUUUUUCUCGAUUUCUCCUUGAAAAAGGGUUCAAUUCCGAUUCCAAAAUUGAAGUUUCUCUGCCAAUUUCUAGGCUGCCAAUUAGGGUUCUCAUUUUUUCAAAGGUCUAAGGCGUAAAAAGUUGAAGAAAGCUAUGAUAUUAAACUUAAGCAUUGUCUAAUAAGAAUGCCGGGCAUUCCUUUAGUGGCUCGUGAAACCUCCUCCUAUUCAAGAAGCACGGAUCAGAUGUGUCGAGAAGAUUCCCGCAUGCAUUUAUCUGCAGAAGAAGAAAUUGCUGCUGAAGAGAGUCUAUCUAUUUAUUGCAAGCCUGUAGAACUCUAUAACAUCCUUCAAAGACGCGCUGUAAGAAAUCCAUCAUUUCUUCAAAGAUGUUUGCAUUACAGAAUUCAGGCCAAACAAAAAAUGAGAAUACAAAUGACUGUGUCCAUAUCACGGACUCUGGAUGAAGGUGUACUAAGUCAAAGUCUUUUUCCUCUAUACAUCUUGUUGGCGAGGCUAGUUUCCGAUGUUGCAGCUCCGGAGUAUUCUGCGGUUUAUCGUUUUCGUCGGGCAUGUAUCUUGACUAGCUUCACUGGCAUUGAGGGCUGUAAUCAAGCUCAAGCAAAUUUUGUUCUCCCUGAGAUUAAUAAGCUAGCUAUGGAGGCCAAGUCCGGCUCACUUGCCAUUUUGUUUGUCAGCUUUGGUAUGCAUUUCUUGGAUCCUUUACAUGCAGCAAAUGGUGGUGGAUGCUGCCUAUGGGGUAGGAUACCAUUGGAAUCACUAUAUUUAUCAUGGGAGAAAUCCCCAAACUUGAGUUUGGGACAAAGAGCUGAGAUGAUAUUACCUCUUGACAUGCAUUCAUGUUUAUUGAAGUCAAAUUGUUUGGAUGAGGACAACUGCAUCUUAAUACAAAGUUCCAGCAAUUCUUUCUCAAUGAACCAAUCUCAGCAGCUGCAGGUCAUCAUUUCUGCUGAGGAGGUUGGGGCAAAGGAAAAAUCUCCCUAUAAUUCAUAUACAUGCAGUGGUGUUUCUUCUUCAUCGCAGUCUCAUAUUACUCGGUUGAGAGCAGGGAAUGUCAUCUUUAAUUACAGAUAUUACAACAACAAGUUACAGAGGACUGAAGUAACUGAAAACUUCUCUUGUCCUUUCUGCUUGGUAAAAUGUGCAAGCUUUAAGGGUUUGAGGCAUCACUUGCCAGCAUCCCAUGAUCUCUUCAAUUUUGAAUUUUGGGUAACUGAAGAGUAUCAAGCUGUUAAUGUGUCAGUCAAAACUGAUAUGUGGAGAUCUGAGAUUGUUGCAGAUGGUAUUGAUCCUAGACAACAGACUUUUUUCUUUUGCUCAAAGCAGUUAAGGCGUAGACAACUGAAGAGCCUUGUUCAAAAUGCAAGGCAUGUACAUCCUGUUUUCUUAGAUUCAAAUCCGCUGGCAGGAGGCUGUGAGCGUCUUGACAAGGCUCAUGGUGGAAACAUUUUACAAAAUGCUAGAAUUGGUGCUGUGGAGUGUGCGCAACAUCUUCCGUCCAGUUUCAAUGUUGCCGGGGCUUCAGGUGCUGCAGGACAAUCACAUUCUGAUUCUGAACGUUUUCAAUCAGUGUCUGGAAACAAUCUUGCACCCCCUGCCUUGUUGCAAUUUGCCAAAACAAGAAAGAUAUCGAUGGAACGUUCUGAUCCAAGGAACCGCACACUCCUUCAGAAGCGACAGUUUUUUCACUCACAUAGAGCACAGCUAGCUGUCUGUGGAAGGCAUAUGAAAUGGAGUGAGGGCUGUGGUUCUGGUUUUCCCUAUGAGAUAUGUUGCGUGCCAAUGGCGAUAGAUCAAGUAAUGUCUGACAGAGACAGUGAGGAUGAGGUUGAUGAUGAUGUUGCAGAUUUUGAAGAUCGAAGGAUGCUUGAUGAUUUCGUAGAUGUAACCAAAGACGAGAAGCAAAUAAUGCAUUUGUGGAACUCAUUUGUGAGGAAGCAAAGGGUGUUGGCAGAUGGUCAUAUUCCAUGGGCAUGCGAAGCAUUUUCAAAAUUACAUGGGCGUGAUCUUGUCAAAGCCCCAGCUCUCAUCUGGUGUUGGAGAUUAUUCAUGAUCAAGUUGUGGAAUCACGGUCUCCUUGAUGCCCGAACCAUGAAUAAUUGUAAUAUCAUUCUGGAACAAUUCCGAAAGCCGGAUUCGGAACCUAUUAGAGGCUGAAGAGCUAUAAUUUUUGCUUCCUUUUUGGUAAACAAUCAUGAUGCAUAAAUGUUGCUCACCCCCAUUUGUAUAAUGGUCGAUGACCUUGAGCUCUUAUAUGCCACCAAGGCUUAAGCCAACUGUACUGCUUUAGUUUUGUACAAUCAACUGGUAUCCAUGAACAAACAAAAAUGUCCGAUACUGCAAUACACUUGUCUAUGAUCCAAUUUGGUUUUUGGUUUUGGGCAAAAAAAAUUUAAAAUCUAUGCUCGA